This is a messenger RNA of Cylicocyclus nassatus, 1290 nucleotides long. NCBI's taxonomy places the organism in Eukaryota, Metazoa, Nematoda, Chromadorea, Rhabditida, Strongylidae. The record is from the annotation of a GenBank genome assembly.
AUGGCGGCGGUCGCGGCGGCGGGAACGCCCGUGACCUGGAACCGUGCGGAGCUGGAGAAGACUCCGCAGACGUUCGCGUCGGGCCGUCCGGAGAAGGACGGCGUGAAAUCGCUUUUCUACGAGGGCGUGCCGUACGAGGGCAAGGCGACGCGCGUCUUCGCGUAUCUCGCCGUGCCGAAGCGCCUUCCGCCGCUGGGCGAAGUUCUGGUGCGACCGUGGCUACGCCGCGAUUUUCGAUGGGACACGUGCGGCUGCGUGAGCGGCAACGAGUUCGGCGACGAGCAGGGCGGGCACCGCCGCCACGACUGGGCGGGUCCGCAGGGCUGGGGCGACUUCAAGAACGUCGGGCGGCCCGUCGCGGACCAGUGGCCCUACCAUGCCGUCGCGGCGGUCGUGCGGGCGAACUCUCUCUUGCGGUCGCUGCCGGAGGUCGAUCCGGAGCGCAUCGGCCUCACGGGCGUCUCGUGGGGCGGCUACCUCACGUGCAUGGCGGCGUCCGUCGAUCCGCGUUUCGCGUUCGCCGCGCCCGUCUACGGCUGCGGAUUCCUGGACGACAACUCCGUCUGGAAGGACAAGAACGGCGAGAACGGCUCGACGGCGGCCGAGUUCGCGAAGUGGUGCGGGCUCUUCGACCCGCGCCACUAUCUCGCCGGGGCGAAGUGCGACUUCCUCUGGAUCGACGGCUCGAACGACUUCGCGUAUCCGCUCGACUCGCUGCAGAAAUCGGUGGAGUCGCUGAACGGAGUCUGCUGGUACCGGGCGACGCGGCUCAACAUGCCGCACGGGCACGGUCCCUACGCCGAGCAUCCGCAGGAGCUCGUCGAUUUCGCCGCGUUCAAGCUGCGGCCCGAAGGGGGCGGCGCGGGUGUCGUAUCCGUUCAUGCACGACUGCCGCGAGUCGGGGGGCGAGGUGUGGGCGACCUGCACGACGGCAAGUGCGUCUCGGGCGAGCUGUUCGAGCGGACGGGCGAGGAGGCCGCGGCGCUUCGCCGGCGGCGCGCCGCGUUCGCGAAGGACGGACGCUUCCAGGCGGAUUUCUCGCGGAAGGCGCGCGACGUCCGUCCCGCGCUCCACUCGUCCGGCUGGUCGCCGCGCCUCUAUCCGCGAAAGCUGGUGAACGACGACGCGGCGAUCAAGGCGCUGCGCAUGACCUACACGCGCACGCACGACUGGGCGCUCGUCAAUUCGGGCCAGCGCCUCGUCGACACGUGGCCGCGUCUUCCCGCUGAUGCAUCUCGACCCGAAGGACCCGAAAGAACUACGUGUUCGGCCCCACCGACGAGGCGCUGA